This is a messenger RNA of Myotis myotis, 960 nucleotides long. RefSeq names its product taste 2 receptor member 39 (gene TAS2R39). Gene Ontology annotation, molecular function: G protein-coupled receptor activity; bitter taste receptor activity. The record is from RefSeq and is a predicted model, not a curated record. The coding region runs from base 1 to 960 and encodes 319 amino acids. Gene Ontology annotation, cellular component: membrane. Gene Ontology annotation, biological process: detection of chemical stimulus involved in sensory perception of bitter taste; sensory perception of taste; G protein-coupled receptor signaling pathway. The transcript has a single exon. Lineage: Eukaryota; Metazoa; Chordata; Mammalia; Chiroptera; Vespertilionidae.
AUGACCAACACCUGCAGUCCCCCAGAGGAUAAUUUGUCACCACUUAAUAUCAUCUUAAUUUUCACAGUUAUGGGCACGGAAUGCAUCAUUGGCAUCAUUGCAAAUGGGUUCAUUGUGGCUAUAAAUGCAGCUGAGUGGAUCCAGAAUAAGGCAGUCUCCACGAGUGGCAGGAUCCUGUGUUUCCUGAGCAUAUCCAGAAUAGCUCUCCAAAGCUUGAUGAUACUAGAAAUUACUUUCUACUCAACAUCCCCGCAAUUUUAUUAUAAAGAUGGUGUAUAUGAUACCUUGAAAGUGAGUUUCAUGUUCUUACAUUAUUGUAGCCUCUGGUUUUCUGCCUGGCUCAGUUUCUUCUACUUUGUGAAGAUUGCUGAUUUCUCCUACCGCCUUUUCCUCAAGCUGAAGUGGAGAAUUACUGGAUUGAUGCCCUGGCUUCUGUGGCUAUCAGUGGUUUUUGCCUUGGGCUACAGUAUGUUCUUUUCCUAUGGCAUAUACACUGUUUAUUGUAACAAUUCUUUUCCUAUCCUCUCCUCCAACUCUACUAAGAAAAUAUAUGUCACUGAGACCAACGUGGUCAACCUGGUUCUUCUCUAUAACCUGGGGAUCUUCCUUCCUCUCAUCAUGUUCAUCCUGGCGGCCACCCUGCUGAUCAUCUCUCUCAAGAGGCACACCCUGCACAUGAAAAGCAAUGCCACUGGCUCCAGGGACCCCAGCAUGGAGGCUCACUUGGGGGCCAUCAGAGCUAUCAGCUACUUUCUCAUUCUCUACAUUUUCAAUGCAAUUGCUCUAUUACUCUAUAUGUCCAACAUCUUCAAUGCCAACAGUUCCUGGGAUAUUUUGUGCAAAGUUAUCAUGGCUGCCUAUCCUGCUGGUCACUCCAUUCUACUGAUUCAGGACAAUUCUGGGUUGAAAAGAGCCUGGAAGCGGCUUCAGUCUCAAGUUCAUCUUUACCUAAAAAAGUAA